UUUUUUUUUGUGUUGGCCUCCGGUUCUUUUUCGGGUUGGCGUCGGGGGGGUGGUGUGGAAGUAGCAAAAAUAUGGAGGACACGAAGGUUAUUUGCGCCUCGCCUCUCCUCCUCAUCUCCUUCUUUACCAUUACACGACCUCUCGCUUUCCCUAUCUCUACCUCACCUCCUUCGUCUUUCGUCCGACCCAAUUCCUUCACGCCUCCUCCAACCCUAACCCUAGCCCUCUUCUCCGCCGCCGCCGCUCGCCGCUCGCCGCGCUCCGCUCCCGCCGCCGCCGCCGCCAGCGGUCCCUCGCUCUCUCCGCUCUUGUCCUCUGGCCUCGCUGUUUCCGUCGAUGCCCGGGUCGGCUCGGUCCUCCCUCGGGGCUCGCGGCUUUCUCUAGCGCGGCGGGGCCUGAUUUGCUCGGGGCGCGAAUUCGGGGGCGUGGAGUAGGAACACAUUUUGCUGCUGAUAUAGUUUGCUCUCAUGGAGGAAUUGGGCGCUACUCGAUUUGAUAUUCUUGGCAGUGCCGUGAGGAAGAAGAGGACCCGAGCAGCUCGCCGUCCUCGACCUGAUUCAUAUGAAGGUCAUGAAGAUCAUGAAGGUCAUGAUCUUUCGCCAUUGUCUUCAGCACCAGCUUCAGAUGACGCGAGCAAGGUCUCCAGUGAUGACAAUAUUGGAGGUGACACUAAUUCCAGGAGAAAGGAGUUUAACCUUAACCAAUGUGUCAUCCGUGUUUCUUCUGGGGCAGGUGAUUCUGAGAAACUGCAGAAGAAGGUGAGGAGGGAUGACGAAGCUUUCGAUACAUUUUACAAUAAUGAGCCUGGACGAAGUGGGUUUAGUAACAAGCGAUCUAGUGAAGGUGUUCUGGCCCCUGCUAAUUGGAAAAGUACUAGUAAGGCUCCCGAUAAUUAUGGGGGGAAGAAUGGUGAAAGUCAAGGUCCAGGGCAGUCAGCAAUGACUAUAGAUGGAGUAGGAAAUGAAAACAAGGUUAAGAAAGUAAAACUAAAAGUGGGCGGUGUUACUCAUACAAUUUCCACCUCUAAUGGAACACAUGAGAGUGGGUCUCUUGUGAAGAGUUCGCGAGCUUUAGAUUCUUUGAAGCCAAGGCAAAGGCCGAAUUUUGAGCAGGGAAAUUUAGAUGGCACCCCUUCUAUAGAUAAAAAGACUGGUUUGCAGGGCAUUCCUUGGAAAGAUUUUUCAAAAGGUGGCUUUAGGUUUGGGAAAGAAGACUCUUCGACGGGGAAAAUGUCUGGAAGGAACACAUCUGGUAAACAAGGGGAUAAGUCUGAACCUGUUCGCAAGAGCAAGCGGGUGCCCAAGAAACGGUUAAUGGAUGGUGAAUUCAACGAUGAUGAAGAUGAUGAGCUGCGUUAUCUGGAGAAACUUAAAACUUCGAAGAUUGGUGGGGGUUUUAGGGAAGAUGAUGAAGGAACAAGUAAGAAACAGCGGAAACUUGCCAGUGUGUCUGACAUAGAACGACUUGGUGCGUUUAAGGGCAGCAAGGAUGGAAAGAAGAAGCCAAGAAUAGAUAGAACCUCUGAUGAUACGGAUUAUGAGGAAGACGAUGAAACUGGAUCUGAUGGUGAACUUCGAGGUAGAAAGAAGAAAAGGCAGAAGAAAGAAUCGGUGGAUACCUUGAUGGAUAAUAACAGAAAGGAAAUGACUCUUACAACCCGUCAACGUGCCCUCCAAUCUGGUAAAGAUGCCUCAGUUGCAGCUGGUUCAAUUGAAUACCCUAAUGGAUUACCACCAGCGCCAGCAAGAAAACAAAAGGAGAAACUCUCAGAAGUCGAGCAACAACUUAAAAAGGCUGAGGCUGCACAGAGACGUAGAUUGCAAAAUGAAAAGGCUGCACGAGAGUCUGAGGCUGAGGCUAUUAGGAAAAUACUUGGGCAAGAUUCCAGCAGGAAGAAACGGGAAGAUAAGAUCAAGAAGCGUCGGGUGGAAUUGGCAGAGGAGAGGGCUGCCAAUGAAUCAGUCCGUGCAUCGAGUUCCAUUAGGUGGGUUAUGGGUCCGACAGGGACUGUUGUUACAUUUCCAAAUGAGAUGGGUUUCCCGAGUAUAUUUGAUUCCAAAAGUAACAGUUAUCCUCCGCCUCGAGAAACUUGUGUUGGGCCACUGUGCAAUAACCCGUAUAAGUAUCGGGACUCAAAGACGAGGCUUCCUCUCUGCAGUCUUCAAUGUUAUCGGGCAGUUCAGGAGAAAAAGCUCACAGGAGCAAUAUGCUGAUGAGCUCUGCCAGCAUAUUUUGCCAUGGUGCACGGCAAUAUACCUCUGCCAAUCUAUUUUGUGAAUAUCAAUUUGUAUCUAGAGUUGCCAAGAGGACAAGGAUUUUGCAGAUGUAGAAACACAUAUAGACCCCUCCGGGUAUUAAUUUGCUGAUAAUACACAGCUCAUUUAUUGGUA
Eucalyptus grandis is the source of this 2390-nucleotide messenger RNA. RefSeq lists its product as uncharacterized. Gene Ontology annotation, biological process: chromatin remodeling. The coding region runs from base 468 to 2213 and encodes 581 amino acids. Gene Ontology annotation, cellular component: Ino80 complex. The record is from RefSeq and is a predicted model, not a curated record. Lineage: Eukaryota; Viridiplantae; Streptophyta; Magnoliopsida; Myrtales; Myrtaceae. The transcript has 7 exons.